UCCCAGCUCGGACUGUCUAUAAAAGAUGUGUAGUGAGGUCUGGGAGCACUGGCGCCCACCAUGGGUCACAGCAGGCUGCUGUUACUGCUGCUGAGCGUCUCCGCUGUGGCUCAGAAUGACGGCCAACACUCUUCACCGUGUCUGUUGACAUCCAGACUCAAGGCCUAUAAGACAUAUGUUUACCAGUACACCACGGAGAGCAGGAAUGGAGUGGGCAGCGCCACUCCUGUCAGUAACGGCCCAAAGCUUUCCUGUCAGGUGGAGAUCGAAGUUCCCCAGACAUGCAGGUUCAUCAUGCACACCAGGGACUGUGUCCUCAGCGAGGCGUCUGUCGUGGCUCCUGAGGGACGGCUGGUCUACAGACGGAGCCCCCGCUCAGAGGCGUUUCAAGCUGCCAUGUCACAGAACCCGCUGAAGUUCAGUGGAGAGGAUGUGGCCGGGGUCCAGCUGUUCCCUGAGGCAGACGAGCCAGUAAAUAUCCUUAAUGUUAAAAGAGGAAUUGUUUCAUCGCUUAUGGUGCCGGGCGUGGAGGAGGAAGAGAACGGUUUUGUGAGCACCGUUCAUGGCCAGUGUUUGACAGAAUUCAAGGUAACGGCCAGGAAGGAUGCCUCCACAAACAUGACGCUGUCCAGAGAUCUGUCCCAGUGUGACCACUUCUACAGCAGAGAACUUCCCAACAGCCCGUUGGCCCUGCUGCAAAGACUGCAUCGGCCGAUGUCAAAGCUGAUCAAAAGCACUCAACACUGCGAAUACCAGUUUGAUAAGAUGGGAAAGCACACGGUGGCUGCCCUGUGUAUCGAGAGACACAUCUAUAUACCCUUUGAAUACCAGGACAACAGACUCUCAUCUUCAGUGACACAGCAGCUUGUACUUCUGAGCUCGAAGAGGACCAACGCUGGGGCAUUUGAUGUGAACCAGCAUCAGCGCCGGCUGCUCCACUUUGAAGACCCUGAUGACAAAGCUCCUGUGCAGAGCAAGGACGCCAUUCUGAAGACGCUGCAGGACCUUAGAGGUUUGUCUGGAACAGAUCGGGCUCAGAGGAGGAGCAGCCUUUUCCACAGACUGGUGACGGGCCUGCGCAGCCUGAGGAGUGAAACGCUGAAGCAGGUGGUGCCUGAAAUGCUGGGCGCGUCGAAGUGGAUCAGCUGGCAGGCCCUGUUCCAGUGUGGAACCGCAGAGUGCACCAGCGCCAUCCUCGAAGCCUCCUGGAACUCCCCAGAGGUGGACCUGCUGGUGUACUGGCUGAGUCUACAGGCAAACCCCAACGCUGCAUGUGUUCGGGGCAUGCUGGUUAGGGCCCAGUACAAGCAGAGCAGAGCCAUCAUGUAUGCGUUGGCCAACACGGUCAAGAAUUUCCAUAAAGGAGAGGUGACCUCAGAGGUCUCAGACGUGGCCAGGUUCAUGGAGACGCUGCUAAACGGCUGCUCCAGAGGAAUUCCUGAUGCUGAUGCUGACACAUCUUUCCUUGUCCUACGGGUCAUUGGUGUCAUGGGCGAAGCCAUGCAGGCCGUCAGUCCCAGCCUCAUCUCUUCUGUUUUGCGGUGUGUAAAAAAUCCAGACAUCCCAUUAGCAAACCAGAAGGCAGCUAUACAAGCCUUGAGGCUGAUGAACAUUAAUGAUGAGAUCAAACAGGUUCUCAUGGAGCAGUACCUGGACAAAGAAGGCCCCACUGAGAAACGCGUAGCAUCGUACCUGGUUCUGAUGAAAAGUCCAGACCAAGACGUAGUCAGAGACAUUGUGAACAACUUAGAAACAGUGAGAGAUGAGCAACUCCAGAAUUUUGUUGUCUCACAUCUAAACAACAUCUAUAACUCGAAUGAACCACAAAUGGAAAAAGUCAGAGAAGGUAUUGGGUUGGCCUUGAGGAAUCGUCUUUCACAGACGAACAGCCACGGCUUGUAUGACGGCACUUCACGCAGCUACAAAGCAGAUUUUCCCUUUGGUUUUAUACAAAGCAAUAUCAUCAGCAAUGAGAGUUCUCCUAUGCUGAAGGAGGCAACCAUAAAGGCCACACUCAAGGCUUUUGACAACAACUAUGAUCUCUUUGAGUUCGGCGUGGAAGGAUCAGGGUUUGAACCGAUACUUGAGGCUCUCUUUGGAAUAAAUGGUUUCUUCACAGAAAUCAUUUCCAAAGUAAUGUACCUGGACAUUUUGCACAGACCAGCUGACAGCAGCAGGAUGAAGAGACAGGUCCCACCGGACUUUCUGAAAGAGAUCCAAAACAUAGUGAAGAGGCUGAUUGACGACCUGGGUUCCUCUCCGUCACCCAAAGCCACUGCCUAUCUGCAGCUUUUGGGAAAAGAGAUCGGAUACUUGAAGAUGAGCGACCUGAAAACGAUGGCUGGAGCCCUGACCAUGUACCGUGACACACUCAAAGUGCUGCCUAUGAAGAUCCUCCACGCUCUGACCUCCAGCAAUGACAACGAUCUCUUUGCUCAAUACAUCUUCAUGGAGAACGUCUUCUCUCUGCCCACGACCUCUGGCUUCCCUCUGAAGUUCUCACUAGCUGGUGUGAUGGCGCUAGGAACCACAGGAGGACUGAGCCGCUCAGUUUCCAGCAGCAUGACUGGCCUGUCCUUCAUGCCCUCAGCUGGACUAGAAUUCAUCACACAGAUGGGUGUUCACGUUCCAGACUAUGUGGAGGCCGGGCUCGCCAUGCACACCAACAUCUACCAUGAGAGCUCUCUGAAAGCUCAGGUGAGCAUGAAGAGCAACCAGAUGAGGCUUUCCAUUCCUGCUGCCAAGGCUAAUACUCAGCUGUUCAGCAUUAGCAACAAGAUUCUGUCAGUGUCCUCCGAUGAAACAGAAACGGUACCUUCGCUGGUGGAAGAUGGAACUGACUCGACUUACUGUCAGCCCUUGUUCAGGGGUCUGAGGCUUUGCACCGUAGUGCGUUACUCUAAUGCUACUUCCAUGGACCAUGCCCCAGGUUACCCCUUAAAUGGGGAAUCCAGGUUUGCAGUUGAAAUCCAGCCGACAGGGGCCGUAUCAGAGUACACGGCCACCUUCACUGAUGAAACGCUCAGAGAGGGCAAAAGAGGGCGACACAAAACCGAGUCUUUAAAGCUCACACUGAAGGCAGAAGGUGACGACCCAACAGAAGCCACCGUGUUGCUGAAGUACAACCACAACAAGAAUGUUUACUCCACUGAGGUCUUGGUUCCUGAUUUGGAUGUGGAGGCCGGCAUCAAGCUGUCUGUCACUGACAGCGAUGCCAAAGGAAAGAAAAUGCACGGUGUCACCAUCGACAUCACCAGCAGGAACGUUCCACAGUUGACUCUUACUGGGCGAACGAGAUUCGAAGAAAUGAAAGACGCAAUGGCACAAGUCCAGAUGUCGAUUCCUGCUCUCAGAACCAGCGCAUCAGUCGUUACGAGCCUGAGGAGGGACGAAGAUUUGUUUCUGGAGCUUGAAACAGACCUUAUCCUACACGAGACCUCCUACAAACACAAAGCGUCACUCAGAUACGAUGAUGACAAGUUUGAGGUGGAAAUCAAGUCACACUUAAAUUCAGAGAUUCAGAAACUAAUUCCACACCUACAUGACCAUCAGAAACAGCUGCAGGAGCUCAUUGAUAGAAGCCUGGACCAAAGAGUUGCCAAGACGGAUAUGAAGCUGCGUCACAUAGUCACCAAAGGAAUCGAGGCAGGGAACAUAUGGCUGGACAAACUGACUGCACACUUUCCUUAUCUAGCAAAGCUGCGCAGUAAGAGGAGCAUCUCAGACCUCACCCUGCCAGCUCUGCCUGAGAAGCUGUUUCUGCAGCAUGACAGUUUCUUCCGAUACCAGUUCAACAAGGAUAAGGUGUUUGUCUCGCUUCCUCUUCCAAUGGGAGGCAAAACGUCUGCAGACCUGAGCUUCCCCAACUCGGUGUCUGUUCCUCAGAUGAACGUACCACAGAUAGGCCUGAAUGUACGGGCCAGGAAAUAUCCACUGCCUUCAUUCACUAUUCCUCUUUCCUUGGAUUUCACGCUACCUCUUCUUGGCUUGGUUGAGGCAUCCACCAAGUUUAAGAGCAACUUCUACAGCUGGGAAGGCUCCGUGUCCGGGGGCAAUAGCACCGUUGAUGUGCCCAGCUACGUGGCACAGUUCAAGGUCGUGGCCCAGUCACCUCUCAACCUGCUGUCGUACCAGCUGGAAGGAACUGGGAUGAUGUCAGGAAGAGCUGAUGAAAACCUUAAGUACCUCGUCAACAGCUCAUUCACUCAUAGUCUUAUUGAAGCUUCCAUCAGCAUCCUAGAAUCUUUAAGGGUAACACACAAGCUGAAUUCAAAUGCCAACUUUAGGAUCCAAGCAUCAAGUCCUCUGGGCCUUCAAGCCUCCGUCUACUACUCUGCUCAGGCGGCAUCCACUCUAAAUUCAGAUGACGUGUCAGGAGACGGCUCCAUAGAUGGGCUUAUUAAAAUAGGUUCAUUCUACAGCAAUGCCUCCUACACCCACAGCUACAAUCUGCGUCCACGGGCUAAGGAGGGAAGUGGAGAGUCCACCCUGCAGUUCAACUGUCCAUUCAUCCAUAUUCACAACUUGAUCAGUGGAGUCUACGCAAACUCUGAGUUCAGCCUUACAUCUAAAACCAAUGCUCAGAGAAACGCCUUCAAGCAUGUGGCUGAGCUGAAGUACAAGGCUGCACAGCUGACACUGAAAAGCAGCUGUGUUGCAAAAGCCAUGGGACGACUGCUAAACAACAAAGUUGAACUGGGUGUGUCCAGAGACAUGACCAUCCUCAGAGUGGAGUCACAGGCUGACGAUGACAGAAACACAGCAUUCUGGCUUAUAACAGGAACCUUGGAUUCAAAUGGGCUCGAUGUGAGCUCUGAGGGCUCCGUCAUCCUGGACACAGGCCGUGGACUGCACAAAACUACUGUAAAGGUUGGCAGGAAUGGUCUAACCAUGAGUGGAACCAACAGUGUUCAGUGCAGCCCUAUAGUAAUAGAGAACGUCUUUACUGGGGCCAUAGACAACCGUGGAGCAAAGCUGUCAUCAAGGACCAAAGCGAUGGCUGAGGAGGGUCGAGGGGAGCUAGACAUCGAGGCUAGAGUCACGUCUGCAGAGGUGUCCGUGGAUGCUGCUCUCAAGGGCCACGCAUACGAUGCAAGCACCAGAAACACCCUGAGGGUGGGGCUGGACAGACGGGCGCUGACGUUUAACAGCCACAGCGAGGGAACGCUGAGGCAGAUGAAGACAGAGAGCAGAAACGCCCUGACGCUCACCCUGUGGACCUUAGCCCUCCACUCCAACACCAACAACUUCAUCUGUGAUGAUAUUUACUACAAACAUGACCUCAAACUUGGAAUUAAGCCGUUUCUUCUGUCCUUUGGUUUGACCAAUGAUGCCAGGUUGUAUGAAACCAGUUUGAGCCAUGAAGGUUCCAUAAAGCUUCAACCAAGCAGAGCGGAUGUGAAGGGGAGCAUUAAGGCAGCGUAUGGCCAGGAGCACAACAUCUUACAUACCUAUGAACUCAGCUACAAUGACCUGGCUGGUAUGAUGAAGUACAACCUUUCUGGGCUAGUGAUGGAGGCCCAGCUAAGUCACAGCUGUCAACUUGAGUUUGCUGGAUUUUCCUCCAAAACAAUCUGUGAAGCACAAUUGACAUCUGAGCCUCUGCGCUUCGAGAGCAACAUUCGUUCCAUGGUGCUGCCCUUCAGCCUCAAUGUUGACGCUUCUGUUUCCAGUGAUGGAGAAGUCCAUUUGUUUGGCAAACACACAGCGCAGCUGUACAGCAGGACUCUGGCUAAAGCUGAGCCCCUAGUGUUUGCAUAUUCACACGACAACCGGGUAUCGACCAUGCAUGAGCUUCAGCACGGGGACACUUCCACAAGUUUGGACAACAAAUAUGACUUGCUUUUGAGCCCAAGUGACCAGUCCUUCAUCUGGACACUAAAAUCGAAACUGAACAACCACACAUACAACCAAGACAUCAGGGCUCACAAUAGUCCUGCAAAGGUUGGAUUGGAGUUUUCAGGAGCAGUGUUUACGAACACAUUUUCCCAACCAAGCAGAAGCAAACGAUCACCGCCACAAACAGAGGAAUUCAGAAUGUCUGGUUUCCUCACGUACGACAAGAACAUUCACUGUCAUGUUAUCCACGUCCCGUACGUACAGAGCUUUCCUGCUGGUGUCGAGCAGCUCAAGACCAACCUUAUAGAAGCCUUAGAAUCACUGCAGCAGUUCAUCAACAGUCUAGACAUUAACCAGCUAAUUGCUGACUUCAGAGCCAUGUUGGAUCAACUUCCAGCGCAAGUCAGUGCCUUCAUGAAGGAAAUGGACUUGGAGAGAAAAGUGAGUCAAGUGAAGGCAAAGAUUGAUUAUCUGAUCAAGGAGUUUUCUGUAAGUCUGAAAGACCUGGAGCUGAUUAUGAAGAACCUGAGAAAGAACCUGGAGAAAACGGUGAUUAAAACCGCCACUAACAUUAGAAACAUGAUGCUCACAGUCAAAGACUAUGUCAAGGAAGGACAUCUGGCCAACGACAUAACACGCAUCCUGGAGCAGGUUGGAAACCAGCUUCAAGCUUUGGAUGGCAGGUAUGAGAUCAAGCAGACCCUGCUCAGGGGACUCUAUGCAACAGAAGAUGUCAUCAGGCAGAUCGAUUUACAGAAGCUCACAGAGGGCAGCGCUGCGUGGCUGCGAGAGCUCAACGCCAAAUAUCAGAUCCUGGAAACAAUCAAAGACAAACUGUCUGAAAUAAGAAAAGUGGUUGAAAACUUUAAUGUCAGCGCGUUUUCCCAGGAGCUAAUAGAUAACAUCAUGUCCGUUGACUUGGCUGGGUACGUGGAGCAGCUCGUUUACAGAAUCCCCUCGUCAGAAAUAGCCAACGUGCUUGAAUCCAUGAAUGACGUUAUCGUCAACUGGAUCGAUGAAUAUGAGGUCGCUCACAAAAUCAACACGGUUUAUUUUUACAUCAGGGACCUUCUGGUCAAAUACAACAUUGACAGUGGGUUAAAAGACUUAAUGGAUCAGGCGGUUAUUCUCAUCAAGGAGUUUAAGGUUGAGCAGACUGUGCAGACGUUGGUGAAAGCUCUGAAGUCUGCCAAAUUUGAAUUUGUCCAUGAUCACAUCCUGCAGUUUCUGCACCGUGUGACAAGUCACAUACGAUCAAUAAACAUCAAAAAAAGUAUUGAUGACUUUAAUAAGCAGAUUUCUCUAAUGCUGAAAUUACUGAAGGAAUUCAACUAUAGUGUGUUUGUCGACGAGACGAAUAAAAAGGUUGUAGAACUAACCAACUAUGUCAAUGAGCAGAUCAGAGUAUAUGAGAUUGUGGAGAAGGUUGAGGCUGUAAGGGAGUUUGUUAGAGAGAUUCAGAAAUCUGUAUUUGAAUAUUUGGAUGAAUUAAAAAACACAAAAGUCGCUGAUGCUCUAAAGAAACUGAGGAAAGUGAUUGACACCACCUUUUAUAAUGACAUCAAGCUGAAAGUACAGGAUGUCCUGGAGGAUAUGAGACAAAGAAUCCUGGACAUGGACAUCAGACAAGAGAUAUACAUUCACCUCCAACGAGCCAGUGAGUUUUAUAACAACGUUGUUACUUUAAUGUCUUCGCAGAUUAAUCGUUUGAUUGACAGGAUCUUAACAGUAUUAAAGGACAACGGCUUCCUCACCCAGAUGAAACAAUCUGUAGAUCGAGCUCUAGGAGCGCUGAUGGAGGCUGAGGUACACGUUGCUGCGUUCACUGUCCCGUUUACUGACCUGAGGAUUCCAGAAUUCACUAUCAAUCUGAACAAACUGCAGGACAUCAAGCUUCCAGCUCAGAUUUUAGUUCCCAAAGUCACCAUCCUCGGCUCCUACACAAUUCCUGCCAUCACUAUAGACUUUGAGGACCUCAAGGCUCAGAUAAUUGCAUUUCUGGACCGCAUUAAGGAGUUUCAGAUCCCAAAGCCCAACCCUGAACAAAUCUUUGGUGACCUAAAGCUUCUCUACCUUUGUGACCUACCGGAUUUCACUUUACCAAAGUUAACUCUUUCUGAAAUCAAGUUUUUCCCCAUCCACAUCCCCAUAUUAAACCUGACGGACUUUAAAAUCACGAUGCUUCCAGUUCCAGAGAUCAAACUGUCCAAGCUUCGCAGUGACAUCUGCCUGCCCCUCUUUGGCAAACUCCAUGGGGAAUUUCGGCUGGUCUCCCCACAGGUCACAGUUGUAACUACAGGAAAAGUUGAGAACUCAACAUCCUCCUCAAAGAACCCACAGUUUACAGCCACCGUUGCUUCUUAUGCUACUUCACCCAUUGAAUCCCUCAAAUACACCUUUGAAGCCUCAGCUCUGUUGGAAGCUCCAAGAAUGAAGAAAUUAAUAUGGACAGAAAAGGUUAAAGCGUCACAUGCGACCUUCUCAAUAGACCAUGAUGGAUCCUUGAUGCUGACUGGCUCUUUUGUCGAGACUUCCCUCGUGACUAGCGCCAAGGCCACGACCCAGAUGUACACAGCAGACCUGGUCAACAGAAUGACAGUUACGUCAAGGAGUGGGAUCUCUGCAGCCAUCAGCACCAUCUACAGUCAUAAUGUGGCCAUUCCAUCACUUACUGUUUCAAAUCAGGUGUCGAUAAAACAGAACAUAGGUGCCUCAGUGGAAUCUGGUAGAAUGACUCUGAGUAGUGGAACAACUGGUGAAGGACAGUGGUCCAUUCAGGACUAUAGUGAUGAGGCUUCACACAAAAGCAAUGUUGAGGUGAACAUCGACCUUCACACUGCCAACCUAACCUUUAUAGGUAACACAGACAGCAAUGCUUUGAAACUGAAGCAAACACUGAUGGCCGAGUCAGUGACCUUAAGUCAUUUUACUGUGGAAGCUAAAUGUGAAGCCAAAGCUCCAUAUGUCAAAAACAGUGUUGUGCUUUUAAACUUGAAGGCAAAUCUAGAGGAUUUGAAACUCCAGCUGACUGCCUCUCAUGAAGCUGUAUUCACUGGAGCUCUGAGCGGAUCUAUGUCCAACCUACUCAGAUUCGUGGUUCACCCGUUUGAGACAGUGCUUGAAGCUACAAACAAAGUUAACUCCAAGCUGUCGUUGCCACUGAAGCUCACGGGUAAGGUGGAUCUUCAGCAUGACUACGGAAUCAUUCUAAACUCGGAGAAGCAGCAGAGCUACUGCUUUGCUUUGGCGAGAUUCAACCAAUACAAGUACAAACACAACUUCACAGCAGAAAACAAUGAUGUGAAUGCCUUCCUUCAUGCAUCGCUGAAUGCAGAGGCUAACCUGGACUUCCUAACGGUUCCUCUUUCUGUCCCAGAGAUAACGGUGCCUUACCUCCAAUUAACUACCCCUGAGCUCAGAGACGUCUCUCUAUGGAGAGAUGCUGGACUCCAAGCCUUGCUAAAUACACCUCAGCAGGUAUUGGAUCUGAACCUGAAGCUUUUUUACUCCAAGAAUCCUGAUAAACACAGCUUUGACGUAUACCUUGAACCAAUCUACAGCAUAAUCAGCGACAAUGCUGAGGCCCUCCAGGCUCAGUUUGAACAAUGCCGAGAUCAAGUGGUCACCUUUCUAAAAGCUUCCUACAGUCAAGCAAAGUCCCAGUAUGUGAAACACAGACUGGAUCCUCCUAACGUCCCCUCCAGAGUCCUGGUUGUGCCCGGAUACAGGAUACCGUCACUGAACAUAGACGUGUCCGCCUUCAGGGUUGAGAUGCCAGUGUUUGGCUACACUGUUCCUAAGGAGUUCAGGACACCAGGCUUCAAGGUUCCAGCUCUAGGUUUCUCUGUUCCUUCCUAUACCCUUGUGCUUCCGUCUCUGGAGAUACCUGUCAUCCACGUCCCAGAAUCCUUAAGUGAAAUGAGGUUGCCAACUCUCACACUGCCAGCCCUUCCGAAUCACGUGACCAUCCCAGCCAUGGGUAACAUGAGCUGGGACUUCUCCUUCAAGUCCACUGUGAUGGGCGUCAGUGCUCAUGCUGGCCUGUACAACCAGACUGACAUUGUUGCUCAUUUUGAUGCUUCCUCAACAUCUGUGUUUGACAUUUUGAAUGGAAAGAUCGAUGGAACCACUAGUUUAACACAGACAAGGGGGCUCAAAGUGGCCACCACCGUGUCCCUGGACCAUAGCAACGUGGAGGCCAACCACGAUUCUUCAGUUAGUCUCUCAGAACGAAACAUCCAAAGCUCUGUAGCGAACUAUGUGAUGUUCAAGCUGCCAUUUCUAAAUCUAGAAUUAAAUCAAAAACUUACUGGAAGCACUGAAACUAAACCAAAUGUUGCUUCUAUGAAGAAAGUGAAAUACGUGUUUAACAUUCCGCUGAUUGAAUCUGUCGGCGAAGGACACGUUGAAACCAACUGGGCACUUGAAGCAGUUCCCUCCUACGUGUCACUGGAGACCUCGACUGAAGGAAAGUCAGACGUGACAGUCAUGGGAGGAUGUAACAUUGCUGGGGAGGUGAAACAUGGAGCCAGCUUCUACCUCGAUGCCAACGGCCUGCGUUCAACCGUCAGAACGGCCUUAAACUCGGACAUUAACAAGCAGGAGAAACAGAAACGAAGCCCAGGCAACGUGAUCCACUUUGACUUCAACAAGACUUUUGCUCUAGACGUUUCCCUGCGGCGCAUGUUUGCAGCAAUUGAUUACAGCAGCCGUAACCAUGUUGAUUUGGCGCCUUUCAACACAAAUGGACGACACAAUGUUAAAGGAGAGCUGGACUUUGCUCCUUUGACGACCUUCAGGACUACACUCAGCAUGGAUGCGAGUCAGCCCAGCCGACUGGGGCCCACCUCCGCCGUUCACAGCAUCACGGCGGCCGUGGGCUCCCAGAGGCAGGCGUUCACAUGGAGGGCUAGGCAUCAGCUAGCGACUCUCACCUCUGCCUGUGAUCUGCUCGUGUCCAAUGAGGAAUCAGAGAUACGCGUGGACCUGAGUACAGCAGUGGACGCCCUUAACGUGUCUUUGAAUGUGAUUUACACAAAGGCCGUGGACGGGCAGGAGUAUGCAAUUCCAUCUACCUCCACUGACAGCGGCGUCACCUUUAGCCUCCCUGACAUUAGCUUUGUGAUGCCGUCGUGGCUAAAAAAACUCCACAAACCCCUGACUAAGAGUACAGACACGAAAUCUGAGAGGUCUAACAGGCUUGAACAUGUCACGCUUCUCCCUGUGGUUUCAGUCCCAGCCUUUAAUUUGCCAUUCACCAAUUUGCAGGUGGAAGCCUUCACAGUGGAUCCAAAGAGUGUUACCAUCCCUAAGGUGAUCACCACAAAGGCCUUUGAGGUGCUGUUGCCUGGUUUACCAGUGAUAUCUGUUCCUAGUUACAAUGUUAACACAGAGUAUCUGCAGGGGAAGAUGUCCUUCAACAUGCCCCAGUAUGACAUCAGAGUCUCCUCCUUCUCUCUGCCCCCCUCCUUUACAAUUGCAGAGCACACACUGGGCCUGAACCAAAUCCUUGGCCAGAUUUCAAACCUUCAACUUCCAACCAUUGUCGUCCCAGAGCAAAAAGUGGGAAUUCCUGAAGUUGUCAUGCAUCUGCCUUUAAGUGUGUUUGUCCCAGCGUUCGGUAAACUUGGUGCCACAGUGAAGGUUUCCUCCCCAGCAUAUAAUGUGUCAACAGUUGCCAACGUGGAGAGAAAAGAGUCCAAGCUUGUAACGUCUCUAGCCUCCAUCUGUAGCUCCACCAUGAGCUUCCUGGACUAUAACUUCUCUGGUAGUUCAACCGUUGGAUUUGAUAAUGGAGCAAUCAGUAUAAAUGGGAAAAGCAGCUUGAUCCACAAUGACGUAAAUGUUAACUUGCAGCACAUUUUGACACACACCCUGAGACUAAAGCGCCAAACGCCUACGACUGAUUUGAUGCUCUCCCAUCAUACUCUCAGUGUUGACAUCAGUAGCCGAACGUUUGCCGACGUGAGCUUCCGCUUUGCUUCCCGCAAAGAUGGCAUCACAGCGUCGGUGUCGUCUCCGUCGUCUGGCUUCCUUGGGUUCCAGUUUCAACGCCGGUCCCCAUCACAGCUUUAUGGAAAACUAUUCAGUCGCUACCAGUCUGCUCCUGACAAAGACGUUGACGUGUUUACUGCUAAAGCUACGCUGAGGAACUCCCAGAAGUUAAUGUUGCAGACAACAUGGAACUGGGACUGGGUUCAGGAUGUGUUCGAAGGGACCAAGCAGAGGAUUCCUGCCAUGUCCAGAGCUGUGCUCAGCUUUAUUAACAAGUACCACACGGCUCACUUUGGCUUUGACCUUAACCGUGGCUGCGUGAAGUUCAAACACACGAUUUCCAGUUUCAUAGAGAGAGUCUAUAACCAGGUUCUGGCAUUCGUUAACACGCUGCAGAAUUCAAUCCAACAUCUCGGGGAUCAGGUAAAACAGGUGUACACCAGGGCGUCCAAUGCCAUUCUGUCCAUGAGCGUGGCUGAUGUUAGAGACAGGCUGACAAGCAGCACCAGACAUGUUCUGAACCACAGUAGGGACCAGGUUUCUGUCCUGCUGGAUGACGUCAAACGGUUUCUGAGUGCCACCAAGUUUCCCGUGCAUGGAUCUGAACAGAACAUCUCGAGCCUGGAGCUGUUUCAGCUGACGCUCUGGUCUGUUUUAAAGUCUGCUGACAGAGCAGGUCAGAAGUUUGUCAUCGCCACCGAGAACGUGUCUGAUUAUGUCAGGAAAGUCAAUUUCACCAUAGCUGAAACCAGAACGAGCAUUAAUGGAAACGAGAUCAUGGAGAAACUGACAUCUUUGUAUCAUCAGCUGUUAGAGUCACUGCUCAUGAAUCUUGAACUGCUUCACAAAGCAGUCAGUGACAUUCCUGUGAUGAUGUAUGAGAAGGCUGAGAAUUUCCUCACUGUGCUAAAAGAUAAAAACCUUCAGUUUGCUGCUCAGGUUGAUGCCAUCUAUGCAGAUGUGCUGGAAUCUUCACAACAACAGACUGAGGAGGCAAAGCGGAACGUGGCCCAGUAUAAGCUUCUCACCAAACAGAAGGUCCAGGAGCUCUGCAGUGCCUUUAGCUUGGAGCGAGUCUCUAACAACGCCAAAGAGACCAUCAGUGUUUUCCAGACUCAUCUUUCCAGAGGAUUUAAUGAAACUGUAGACGUCAUGAGAAAGGCCUCGCAGGGCACAGCCCCAUAUGUUAGAGUGAGCAGUAAAAGGAUGGAUGUUGAGGUUCCAUUACCCUUUAACUGGAAGUCGUUCAGUGAGUGGCCAACGCUCAUUGGCCAGUAACAUUCAUAUGUCUGUGUGAAAAAGGACUUUGUUACAAUAGAUGAACUUGAUUAAGAUUAAUUUAAUAUAAAUUACUAUAUAAAAUAUUACAUUAUAUACUAUAUGAUAUAAAAUGUCAUGUUAAUUAUGUUAUUAAAUAAACAAUAAAGACAGAAACAUUUU
Molecule: messenger RNA, 13272 nt
Organism: Betta splendens (Siamese fighting fish)
Lineage: Eukaryota; Metazoa; Chordata; Actinopteri; Anabantiformes; Osphronemidae
Gene: apoba
Product: apolipoprotein Ba
Exons: 29
Coding region: 61-13110 (4349 amino acids)
Biological process (GO): triglyceride mobilization; lipoprotein transport; cholesterol transport
Cellular component (GO): very-low-density lipoprotein particle; mature chylomicron; low-density lipoprotein particle
Molecular function (GO): cholesterol transfer activity; low-density lipoprotein particle receptor binding
Source: RefSeq, a predicted model, not a curated record